This is a messenger RNA of Trypanosoma cruzi, 846 nucleotides long. Its product is annotated as mucin-associated surface protein (MASP), putative. The record is from RefSeq and is a predicted model, not a curated record. Lineage: Eukaryota; Euglenozoa; Kinetoplastea; Trypanosomatida; Trypanosomatidae. The transcript has a single exon. Bases 1 to 846 code for a protein of 281 amino acids.
AUGGCGAUGAUGAUGGCUGGCCGUGUGCUGCUGGUGUGUGCCCUCUGCGUGGUGUGGUGCGGUGCCGGCGGUAGAUGUGACGAGGGUGGGACAGGAGGAACUCCGCCUGGUGCUAAUCCUGCGAGUGGUGCUGGAACUACCGGCAAUGCCGCCGGUCAGACUGCACCUGGUGAAGCAGAAGGCUUUUCUGCACAACAACCACAGCUGGAAAAAGUUGGGGAUUCACCUUCCGGGGGCUCGCGAUCGCAAGUUGAUUUACAGCUUCAAUCGCCAACAAUACAGCUGACACCAUCCGGCGCCGAACAUACGGCUCCAUCGACACAUUCGAAACCAUCGGGAGAACAGAUGCAAGAUUUACCAGACGAAGGUCCACCAGGGAAACCGGGGAUUUCACCCAGUCAAGAGGAGGGGAAGAAUAAAACAAUUGUAAAUCAACAGAGUAAUGGUCCGCCAUCUCAUUCAAGUAACAACGAUUUUGUCAGCCGUAAUAGUGAGGAGCGCACUGAAGAUAAUUCGGGGAGUACUGAAACUCUUGUUGCCGCACCGUCAGAAGAGGGGCAGGAGCGUGAAAAUGUCACUCCUUCUUUGGAACAACCCCAGGAAACUUCCACAGCCGCACCGACCGUUACCACUCAAACCAUUUCCACGAAGCCGUCCGAAGAAAAUAAGAGCAACACCGUCAAAAUGAGUGCGGCAUCACCUCAAUCAACAGUAACCGCCAACACAACUGAUACGACGAACACACAAAACAGUGACGGCAGCACCGCGGCCUCCCACACCACCUCCUCUCUUUUGCUUCUUCUUGUUGUUGCGUGUGUGGCUGCUGCUGCGGUGGUGGCCGCGUGA